AAGUACAUUAUUUUCUGACAUACUAUUGCUUCCGCUACACUACUUGAGGAGCUGGACGAGUUCGUCUACUAGUCUGUUUGACAUGGUUAUCUAACUGCUAAUUUUGUUUGAGCUUUAACGUGUAACGUACUGAGUUUGUGGUCAGAACAUCGGCCUAAAUCAUGUCCAUGUCCCACCUGUACGGACGGAGGGGCAAUAAUAAUAAUGAUGAUGAGGACGACGACGGAGUGGAGAUAGAGAAUUUCGAGGUGACCGAUUGGGACCUAGCAAAUGAAUUCAAUCCUGACCGCCGUAGACACCGGCAGACCAAAGAGGACGCCACCUAUGGCAUAUGGGCCGAGCAUGACUCCGACGAGGAAAGGCCGAGCUUCGGGGGGAAGAGGUCAAAGGAUUACACAGCCCCUGUGAAUUUUGUGAGCGCAGGACUGCGCAGAACUGCCACUGAGGAAAGAGAGCAGCAGAAGCAGGAUUCUGAUGAUUCUGAUUCAGAUAGAGAUGGGGUGCAACCUACCCGUGAGAUCGCCCCAAAGAAACUGCAAACGGGUGGAAACUUCAAGAGCUCCCAGAAGACAUUUGCUGGUGGAAUCCGGGCUGGACAUGACCUAGGAACGUGGGAGAAGCACACUCGUGGGAUUGGGCAGAAACUGCUGCAGAAAAUGGGUUAUGUGCCGGGAAAAGGCUUGGGCAAGAAUUCCCAGGGUAUUGUGAAUCCAAUUGAGGCCAAAGUGCGCAAGGGCAAAGGUGCUGUGGGAGCCUAUGGAAAUGAGAGGACUCAGCAGUCCCUGCAGGAUUUCCCCGUCGUGGACUCGGAGGAGGAAGAAGAGAAGGAAUUUCAGCGGGAACUGGGCCAGUGGCGCCGAGAGCCAGGUGUAGGGAAGAAGAAGCCAAAGUACUCCUACAAGACCGUGGAGGAGCUGAAAGCACGGGGAAAGGUGGCCGGGAAGAGUCUGAGUGCGCCUGCUGCAGAGCUGGCUCAGGUCAAGGUCAUUGACAUGACUGGUCGGGAGCAGAAGGUAUAUUACAGCUACAGGCAGAUGAGUCAGAAGCACAGUGUGCCAGAGGAGACCCCGCUGAGCAUUGGAGCACGGGACCAGAAAGGCUCUAGCUUUGCACUUCCCGAACUGGAGCAUAAUCUUCAACUGCUGAUUGACCUGACAGAACAGGACAUCCUGCAGAGCGCACGGAGACUGCAGCACGAGCGUGAUGUGGUCGUGUCCCUGACACACGAGAGCUCGGCCCUGCAAGAGCGGCUGGCUGAGGAGCAGAAGACUCUGGGCCGCUUAGAAACUGUGUUGGACCUGGUGGAGCGUUUCGAGGCUUCUGAUGGUGAAGGGGGCUCCCCGCUCACCCUGAAGGAAUGUGCCAGUAUCUUUGAGACGCUGCAGUCUGAGUACUACCAGGAAUAUAAGAUUCUGGGUCUGGGGGACCUCGCCGUGUCAGUGGUGCACCCUCUGCUCAGGGAGAAGCUCCGCAGCUGGGAUCCCCUGAAGGACAGCACAUAUGGCCUGGAAGAGGUGGGACAGUGGAGAGCCAUUCUGGAGUCCCGGCAGAUUCACCACAAUGCCCCUGAUAGCUCACAGAUGGACCCAUAUCACAGAUUGUUGUGGGAGGUCUGGGUCCCUGUGAUGAGGAGCACUGUGUCCAGUUGGCAGCCGCGCAUCGUGGACGCCAUGGUGGACUGCGUGGAGAGCUGGUCGCCUCUGCUGCCGCUUUGGAUCCUGGACCAUGUACUGGAGCAGCUCAUCUUUCCGCGUUUGCAGAGAGAGGUGGAAGCCUGGAACCCCCUGACAGACACGGUGCCCAUCCAUUCCUGGCUACACCCCUGGCUGCCACUGCUGCAGGUCCGGCUCGAGCCGCUGUACCCCCCCAUCCGCAGCAAGCUGGCCCAUGCCCUGCAGCGCUGGCACCCCAGCGACGGCUCUGCUCGCCUCAUCCUGCAGCCUUGGAGGGAUGUGUUCACCCCCGGGGCUUGGGAGGCCUUCAUGCUCAAGAACAUCGUGCCAAAGCUGGCACUCUGUCUGGGCGAACUGGUGGUGAACCCGCACCAGCAGCACAUGGAUCCCUUUCACUGGGUCAUGGACUGGGAGGGCAUGCUCUCGCUCUCCAGCCUCGUGGGGCUUCUUGACAAGAACUUCUUCCCCAAGUGGCUGCAAGUUCUGUGCUCCUGGCUGAGCAACAGCCCAAAUUACGAGGAGAUCACCAAGUGGUACCUGGGCUGGAAGUCCAUGUUCUCCGAUGCUGUGCUGGCCCACCCGCUGGUCAAGGAGAAGUUCAAUGAGGCACUGGACAUCAUGAACCGUGCCGUAUCCUCUGGAAUAGGUGGGUACCUCCAGCCAGGUGCCCGGGAGAACAUUGCCUACCUGACGCAUACGGAGAGGCGGAAAGACUUCCAGUAUGAGGCGCUGCAGGAGAGGCGCGAGGCGGAGAGUGUAGCCCAGCGUGCCAUCGGGGCAGCCGGCCUGCCCACCAACUUCAAGGAUUUGGUCCAGGCCAAGGCUGAGGAGAACAACAUAGUGUUUAUGCCACUGGUGGCCAAGCGGCACGAAGGCAAGCAGCUGUACACGUUUGGCCGCAUCGUCAUCUACAUUGACCGCGGUGUGGUGUUUGUGCAGGGGGAGAAGACCUGGGUCCCCACCUCCCUGCAGAGCCUCAUCGAUAAGGCCAAGUAACGUGCCGGGGGACCGGCCAUGGACAGACUGACCUGCAGCACAGUAGCUGUCGGCUCCCUGCUUGCUUUACCCUGCCUGUUUUUUUAUUAUUUGUUUAAUUAUGUCCCCUCUAUCCCAAGUAAUAAAUGUUUUGAAAUGAGGAA
Molecule: messenger RNA, 2812 nt
Organism: Brienomyrus brachyistius
Lineage: Eukaryota; Metazoa; Chordata; Actinopteri; Osteoglossiformes; Mormyridae
Gene: tfip11
Product: tuftelin interacting protein 11
Exons: 14
Coding region: 162-2669 (835 amino acids)
Biological process (GO): spliceosomal complex disassembly
Cellular component (GO): U2-type post-mRNA release spliceosomal complex
Molecular function (GO): nucleic acid binding
Source: RefSeq, a predicted model, not a curated record